UUGAUAACCAACCAGCACAUUGUUUGAUUAACAGGGCGUUAGUUUGUUUGAAUUCUUCGACAUCCGUGCAUUGCUAUGGGGAAUUAUUUGUCAACCAAAUAUAUUCUUCCUGAAGAAACACUUGUCACUUAUGUGGAAUUAACAUACUUAGGAAAGAAUGACAUACAGUAUAUCGUUAAAAUGCUUGACAAUGUAAAUCCAGGAAAACUUCGUGAAAAUAUACAGCAUCGUUUCCCUAUUGAUGAAGUUGAAAGCAUAUUGCCACAAAUUCGAUGCAGCCCAUUUCGUGAUUCAAUAUAUCGAGUAUUUUCUUCACAAAAAGACAAUCAUUUAAGUUUGGAAGACAUAUUGGAUUUAUGUUCUGCCUUCUCUAAACAUUGUCCUUCGAAAAUUCGUGCUGCUUGGGCAUUUUACAUUUUUGACUUCGACGGCGACAAUCAAAUCUCAGUGGACGAUUUGAUCGAAACUGUGCACAGAUUGACACGGAGCGACCAGGACGAACAUGAAACCAUUGAUUCGACGACAGCGGAACACGUCGCGCGAAUGAUACUUCAAGAGAUGGUGUUCACUCAACAGGGAAGCAUUUCCUUCGAAGAAUUUAUACGUUUCGCUUCGAGAAUUGCAGAAUUCUCGUCAACAUUCUCGUUUCAUUUUAAUGUUUAAUUAUGCUCGUAUUAUGGUAAUUAUUUCUGUAACUUCGAUAUGCAUAUUGGAGCAAGUGUACGACUUUGUACUCCAAAUUCAUGUGCAUGCAUAUCAUUACAUAAUUAAGUAAUAAUUAUAUAAUUUUCUCAAAAAGGUAUUUUCACAAAUUAAUUCUAUUCGAAUGGAAUUAUCGACCAUUUUGUAAGGAAAAAUACACGCAUAGAUGUGCUUUGCAAUGAAUUUCACAUAAUAUAUUCAAUUGCAUGUUGCUUUACAACUGAAAAAUGUUAUUAUUCAUGGUUACUAUUAUAUUAUUGUACAUGGUAAUACAAAUUUAUAGCACUGUCGGGGGUAUGCUUCUAAAUACGCAUAAUUAUCGAUUUUGUAACCUUAGCGAUAUAAUUAAUGCUUCAAUUAUUAGAUCGUAUCUCCUACAUAGAAAUUUUCCAUAUCCUAAACGAAAAUUUUAUUGUAUACAGAUCGAUAUACUUAUUGUCAUUUAUUUGAUAAGGAGAGUUCAUUUCUUAGAAGGAUAUGUAGAAUAAUAAUGGUAUCGAUUGCAUUAGAUUGGUGGAAAAUAAAUGACCUAUCGCUAUUUACAUUUUUAAUUCAUUACCAAAAUAUACAAUCUUACUUAUUAUUAAUUUGUUCAGUAAAUAAUCACGGUUAUCAACUAUUUAUGAGACUACUUUAUUAUUUUCUUUCUUUAAAAAUAUCUAUAAAUUUAUCGAACCGUUCUACCUUAAAAAAUUAUUUAAUUUUCUCCAAAAUAUAACAACAGACGAGGCAGACAAACAUAAACGAAUUCAUAUUUCAACUUUAUAGCACUUACAGCGAUAUAUAUGUACGUAUAUACAACUAACAAAGCGUUGCAUUAUUUUUUGUAGUUUAACUUUUGGAAUAAAAGAUAAUUAGGAAUGAUAGACAAUUGACAUUAUAACCGCACGUUUUAAACAGCGAUUUAUUUCCCACCAAUGCAUUAUAACAAAAAUGUCACAUAUUAUCAAUAGAUAUAAUAUUGUAAAGGAAUUUAUGGUAUGUAUAUAUAAGGAUAAGAGAGGGAGAGAAAAUUUACUGCGGAACAGAGCAGGCAAGUAUUGUAGAAAUUUGUAGAUUUUGUUGUCUUGUAACCUCAUAGCGGAAUCAGUAAAUUAAAAAGCUACUAAAAAGAGAUUCCAAUGUUUUUCUAAUAAUUAAAUAUACAUACAAUAUUUAGCAAAAGGAUAUUUUCUCCAAGUAUGAAAUAAAUACUUAUUUCACAUUUUAAAAAAAUAUUUUCCCAGUAUACAAGGAAUACCUGUUUUAUAUUAUGGAGAAAUUAUUUUUUUAGAAAUAUGAAACCAACGAAGUUGUUUAAUAUUAGAAAAAAAUAUUUUUCUCGAGGAUGUAAAACAUACCUAUUUUAUAUUACAAAAA
Molecule: messenger RNA, 2061 nt
Organism: Bombus pascuorum
Lineage: Eukaryota; Metazoa; Arthropoda; Insecta; Hymenoptera; Apidae
Product: calcium and integrin-binding family member 3-like
Exons: 5
Coding region: 76-663 (195 amino acids)
Molecular function (GO): calcium ion binding
Source: RefSeq, a predicted model, not a curated record